GUAGCUCAGUCGAGGGAAGGGGAUGAUGUAGGGGUUGUCCUAGGAGAAAGGAAAAACAGAAGUGAAAAGCAAAGCCAACAACCAAACAAUGUGAGAAAAUGCAUGCACGCGAAAAUGCUGCUCAAAAAAUACGUAAAAACACGGCGUAAGUUCAAGAUUCUUCUGCUGCUGGCCAUCGUGGGACUCCUGGUGAUCACCAUCAUAGUCCUAGGCUCUACAGGACGCAAUGCAGCCAUCGAAUUGCUCCUGGACGAGCGAUUCAUCGCUCGGGCCUACAGGCCAGGGGAUCAGCCGGAGAAGUCCCCUCAGCCGGCUGCCCUGCUUGAGCCACAACGGGAACAUGGUGUCAUUGUGCCGGAGAAGUAUGACGAACAGAAGAUUAAGGAGCGCAUCAUCCAAAGCAAAAUGGAUCUCAUGAAGCUGCAGCAGCAGCGCGACCACGAAGCGGAACAGUCGUCCAGGACUACCUUGGAUGUCAUUACCACGGCUGUGCAUAUUUUCUACACUGCUCCGGUUCCGUGGUACAAGUCCAAGAAACCACCUCCGCCAGCGGAGCAUCCAAACGAUGUGCCAUUAACAACUCCCAGGCCAGUGAGAAUCCUAAACACCGCCUUCUAUCCAGCAUUGGGAUUGUACAAGCCGAGCAACACACUCCUCUCCCAGCACUUUGAGAACAUUAAAAGCUGCGGGGUUGGAGUGCUCAUUCUGAGCUUUACGGGGGGAAAACCAGCGGAGGCAGCCCUAAUCCAUCAGAUCCUGGACUUGGCUCCGCAGCAUAAUCUAAGCGUGACUUUUGAACUCAGCGUAGCUGGGAACCAAAGUGUCGAGUAUGUGCGCCAGCAGCUGCAGGAGAUUGCCACGUAUGCCAAACUCCCGGGAUUCUACAGGGUGUGGAGUCAGUCGAGAGGUGCCUCCUUACCGGUGUUGUAUGUGAGUAAUGCCUAUAAAUUGAGUGAUAGCCUUGGAAGGCUGCUGUGUCGGACGCCUUCUCUGGUGGAACCAGAUGGAUUAAGAAGGAUUCUCGAUGCCUUCUUCAUAGGACACAUAAGGCUUAAAAGUCAUGCUGAUGUCCUGCGGCGGUUGUGCUUUGAUGGCUUCUACAGUAAACUGCCCAGCAAUGGAGCUGUCUUUUCCAGCACCUGGAAGAACUGGUCCUAUCUCAAGUCGUUUGCACUAUCCUACAAAAUGCUUUUUGUACCCACUGUGGGACCAGGAUUUGCAGAAAGGAACAAGUUUCCACGGCAUGGAGAUAUCCAAAGGCACCGGAGCAAUGGAAGGUACUAUGGAGUAGCCUGGAGGACAGCCAUAUUAAACCAUGUGGGAUUUAUAAACAUUGCCAGCUACAACAAUUGGCCCGACGGCAGCCAGAUCGAGGAGGUCAUGCCGCGCGCUGGAUUCCUGGACUACAAUCCUGGCUCAAGGACCAAAUAUCUGGAUCUCACAGCCCACUGGGUGGGCAACUUUCUCAAGACACGCCAAGAGGCGGCGGCUGCAGCAGCUCCGGCGUCGCCACAGAACUGCUACGAGCUCCUAAAUGGAACCAUUUGCUAAACGCACAGGGCGCGACUUCCGCGAGGAGAUAAUCCUAGUUACUUUAGAAGCAAUAGCAACAAUUGCAGGCCACAAAAUUACUUUCUAACUGUUAACGAGUCUUCUGCUACAUAUUUAUACACUCACAUAACAUAUAUCGUUUUGAUAGUGAUAUUUUUUACCACUUUCGUUUAAUUGCAAAAUCUGAAAAAUAACCUUUUUCUAAAGAGAAAUUAUGUCAAUCAAUUAAUGAAAACUCUUGUAGAAAAAGUAAAUAAGAAAGUAUAUAACAAUUAAAAGCAAUUAGAAAUUUAUAUCAAUUAUAAAAUAGUUAUAGAGCCAGAAGUAAUUUUUGACUAAAUCUAUACUAGCUUUCAAUUACGUAGUAUAUAGACGAGAACAAUAUCAUAACUUAAUGCCAUGCCAUAUUAUGUAGACACCAAAGAUAUUAUCUAUGUUAUAACAUAUAUAAACUACACACUUGUUAAACAAUUGGUACUUAACAAAUUUUAAAUUUAUUAUCGAUACAAUAUAUGAAAACUUUAUCUAAGCUUUAAUAGUUUAGUGCCAAAAAAAAAGAGUAG
This is a messenger RNA of Drosophila ananassae, 2114 nucleotides long. Its product is annotated as glycoprotein endo-alpha-1,2-mannosidase-like protein. The transcript has 4 exons. The coding region runs from base 103 to 1551 and encodes 482 amino acids. NCBI's taxonomy places the organism in Eukaryota, Metazoa, Arthropoda, Insecta, Diptera, Drosophilidae. The record is from RefSeq and is a predicted model, not a curated record. Gene Ontology annotation, cellular component: Golgi apparatus. Gene Ontology annotation, molecular function: alpha-mannosidase activity.